Molecule: messenger RNA, 1488 nt
Organism: Laetiporus sulphureus 93-53
Lineage: Eukaryota; Fungi; Basidiomycota; Agaricomycetes; Polyporales; Laetiporaceae
Product: ADP-ribosylation
Exons: 14
Coding region: 222-1250 (342 amino acids)
Molecular function (GO): NAD+ poly-ADP-ribosyltransferase activity
Source: RefSeq, a predicted model, not a curated record
GGAACGCGCUUCUCCCACGACCCAGCAGCUCACUUCCCCCAGCAGCGAGUCCGACAUAUCUUUCUCCUGAUAUCGGUAGCGGUCUGAAUAGCUUUUGGUGUGCUCUGACGGCGAUGAACAGUCAGAACAUAUUAUGCAGCUAUCCAGGCUGCACAAGGACCGCAUGGCAGGAUUCCAGCGGCUCAAUCUCGUUGUACUGUAGUAACACCCAUCGGGACGCCAUGGCUCGCAAUCGCUCUGGGAUUCGUUACUGCAAGAAUUGCAAUUCCCGACCCGUUUAUGUUGAGAAUGGCCGUGCUCACGACUUUUGUGGCAAGCGCUGUGCGACGAGCUUUCAUAUGGUCUCUGACGAGCUUCACGAUCAAUUCGAGCGUCUUGCACUGUCCCCGGCCGCCAACAAAUCACAGGUUCCCUGUAAGUUCCCGAAGUGCCGCAGCCCUGCGUUUGUAGGUGCGGACGGGACAUCGAGUGGUUACUGCUCGAACAAACAUCGGCUCGAGGCCGUCAAGACCGGCAGAGCGGAAGCCUGUCUGUUUUGCUACAAGUGGCCGAAGGCCACCAUCGAGGGUACAUUGUCCGAUUUUUGCUCGAAGAAAUGUGGACAAGACGCAAUCCUCAACGCUCCAGUCAUCUUGAGUGUUCCAAUGAGCCAGAUCUCUUUCAAAGACGUUAAGAAACAGUUUUUGGAUGGAUGGAAACAUCCUACGGCAAAACCUACCGUUGUAAAAGUCUAUAAGAUCUACAGUGACCAGAACCACAACAACAACUUCAUGCGCUACCGGCAAUCUGUGGAAAGACGCACAGGUCUGCCAGGUGGGAAUAGCAAGCGUCGCUGGCACGGUACUGUCCGAGAGUGCCGGCUGGGAGACAGCGACAACGACUUGAUGCUCUGCUCGAUCGGAGGCUGUUCACUUUGCAGCAUAAUCCGCUCAUCGUUCUCCCUUGCGCAGGCUUACAAAAGGACGAACUUUGGCCGAUUUGGUCAUGGAAUCUACACCUCGGCGACGUCAUCCAAGUCGAACGAUUACGUAGCUGAGCAUGGAGGAUCGCCGUACAGGGCCGUUCUUCUGAGCGAUGUCGUGUUGGGGAAGACUAUCAAGCUCACGACCGGCAAUACGAGCCUGAGAGAGCCACCGCGCGGAUAUGAUUCGGUCGUGGGCGAACCCGGGGGCGAUUUAAACUACGAUGAGAGCAUUGUGUAUAAGAACGAGGCGAUACGCCCUUUGUUCUUGGUUAUCUACCGUUCGUGAGCUCAUCGCCCUGAGGAAAUAGGGUUCAAACGUUCAUGUUUCAAUGUUCCCUGCCUGGAUGGCAAUGUGUAAAACCAGUCUGUAAGUUGAUUUCAGGUGCUCUUGUUGCUUGUACGAAUUGCUAUGCAGAGAUUGUGACGAUCCUGUUGCUUCGCUCGAUGUAUAUACGUGUACCAAUCGUUGCUCAUGCUCAUGAUACAAAUGACAAGUUGAACUGGCGACACCAUGUUCGAUGAGC